UACACAACACAGUUCCGCAAAUCUCGUCUGUUUGUGUUUUGACGGUUCGGUAAGGAGCUCCUCAGACAAGUGCACGAGCGAGGACACGGUCAGCCUUCUGCACGCCGGUUCGUAACGGACAACAAGACAGGACACAAAAUGGCAUCGGACUCUCCACGCAGACCUAGUCGCUGUGCUGGAGGGGUUCUGGUCCGAGCACAAGCUGCUACGGAGCAGUCUUACAUGGAGAGUGUGGUGACCUUUCUGCAGGAUGUGGUCCCCCAGGCAUAUACUGGGGCUCCACCCACAGAUGAAAAAGAGAAAAUCAUUUGGGUUCGAUUUGAAAAAGCUGACAUCAACGACACCGCACGCAACCCAGAGUUUAUGGAGAUGCACAGCGGUACUUCUGAGCCUCCUCUCUGCCUCAUGAUUGGCUACACUGAUGGGAUGCAGAUCUGGAGCGUAUCUUUGGCAGGUGAAGCUCAGGAGCUGUUCUCUGUGCGUCACGGUCCUGUGCGAGCCGCUCGCAUCCUGCCAGCUCCUCAUAUCAGUCCUCUGAAGACGGACAGUUUUGCAGACAAGAGGCCCCUGCUGGGGGUCUGCAAGAGCACAGGGUCCUCUGGAACAAGCCCUCCCUACUGCUGUGCUGACCUGUAUUCUCUGCGGACAGGGGAAAUGGUCAAAUCAAUUCAGUUCAAGACUCCCAUCUAUGAUCUCCACUGCAACAAACAUAUUCUUGCUGUGAGCCUGCAAGAGAAGAUCGCAGCGUUUGACAGCUGCACCUUCACCAAGAAGUUCUUUGUUACAAGCUGCUACCCCUGUCCCGGCCCCAGCCUCAAUCCAAUAGCUCUGGGUAGCCGCUGGCUGGCCUACGCUGAGAACAAGUUGAUCAGAUGUCACCAGUCCCGCGGUGGAGCUUGCGGUGACAAUGCACAGUCCUAUACAGCUACAGUGAUCAACGCAGCCAAAACUUUAAAGACAGGCUUGACAAUGGUGGGUAAAGUGGUCACCCAGUUGGCAGGUACCAUACCAGCAGGCACUCCGGAUGAGGAGAGUGCACCUCACAGCACGAGCCGCCGAAGCCCACACAACCCUGGCGUGGUCACCAUCAUUGACACGCACAGCGUUGGUGAAGGACAGGUCUUGGUGAGUGAGGACUCGGACGGAGAGGGAGUGGUGGCUCACUUCCCAGCUCAUGACAAACCCAUAUCCUGCAUGCAAUUCAACCCCAGUGGAAUGCUGCUGGUGACUGCCGACACUCUGGGCCACGAUUUUCACGUCUUCCAGAUUCUCACCCAUCCAUGGGCGUCCUCACAGAGCGCAAUCCACCAUCUCUAUACCCUGCAUCGUGGGGAAACUGAGGCCAAGGUCCAAGACAUGUGUUUCAGCCAGGACAGUCGCUGGGUAGCCAUCAGCACCCUCCGAGGCACGACCCAUGUGUUUCCCAUCAACCCCUACGGCGGUGCACCCUGCGCCCGCACGCACAUGUCCCCACGGGUGGUCAACCGGAUGUCUCGCUUCCAAAAGAGCGCCGGCCUGGAGGAGAUCGAACAGGAGCUGAACAGGGCAGCUGCGUUAGGAGGAGGAGGAAUCGGAGGAGGAAUCGGAGGAGGUGGCUGCAUCCUGGGUGGAGGAGGAGGCAUUGGGGGUCGCUGUAGCCCCAUACCUGGCCUGUCCAGCAGUCCCUCAGGGUCUCCACUGCAUGCCAAGCUGAGCAGCCAGGAGUCAUACAACAACUUCACCAACAACAACAUGGGGAACCCGCGGCUUUCUCCACUGCCCAGCCUCACUGUGGUGCUGCCUCUGGCUCAGAUCAAACAACCCAUGACCCUGGGUACCAUCACCAAGCGCACCGGACCCUACCUCUUUGGGGCGGGAUGUUUUGCCAUUAAAACUCCAUGCAAAGCUAAGCCGCCUCCUCAGAUCUCCCCGAGCAAGUCCAGUGGAGGAGAGUUCUGCGUGGCCACCAUCUUUGCCUUGUCUCGCUCCUGGUUUAUCACCAACCCCAACAUGAAGAGAGACAAAGAUCAGUCCAGGCAGUCGGUUGUCGACUCGCUGUAUAUCAUCAGUUGCUAUGGUAACUUGGUGGAGCAUGUCCUGGAGCCCCGACCAAUUAGCACCGCUCAAAAGAUUAGUGAUGACACACCAUUGGAGCUCAGCACCUGUCCGAGAGCCUGCUGGACUCUGGCCAGGACCCCACAGUGGAAUGAGCUGCAGCCACCCUUCAACUCCAAUCACCCCUUGGUGUUGGCCUCAGACCUGGUGCAGUACUACCAGUAUCUUCUAGCAGCAAUGCCCCCAGGAAGCCCAGGCCCAAUCACACGUCACGAGUCAUCAGACAGCCUGGCAUCGGACCACAGUGGCCAGGAGGACGAGGAGUGGCUCUCUCAGGUGGAGAUUGUGACCCAUACAGGUCCCCACCGGCGCCUGUGGAUGGGCCCCCAGUUUCAGUUUAAGACCAUUCAUCCUUCGGGCCAGACUACAGUCAUCUCCUCCUCGUCCUCGGUGCUUCAGUCCCAGGGCCCCACUGAUGUCCAACAGCCCCUUUUGGACUUCGACACAGAUGACCUGGACCUACACAGCCUCAGAAUCCAGCCAGUACGUUCAGAGCCAGUCAGCAUGCCGGGCUCAUCGCGACUGGUGCCAGAUCGUAGAGGACAGUCCAACAUCAUGGAUGCAGGAUCAGGUUUUUCCUAAAAAAAGAAGCUCCUCGCUCUGCAAAUGACCAUUUCAAUUAUUUUCUGUUUUCCUCAUGAGCAUGCCUAUCAUUUCCAUUGCCCCUUCAUCCAUCCAUCCAUCCAUCCAUCCAUUAAUUGACUCGUCCUUCCCUCUCUCCCUCACUACCCAAUCAUUGUUUUAUCAUUGGUGUGAGAGAGAGAAGAGGACAGGCGAGAGGAGGAGGAGGAGGAGGAGGAGGAGGAGAGGAAGAGAGGAAGAUGGCCAGCUUUCUACUUGUCUGUCUUUAUGUUUGUCUGUCUCAUUUUUGUCCAGGUGUGGCCUUGUACAAAUUGGCCACUCUGGGUCUUUUCAUAAAAAUAUGUAACUAACCUCUAACUAUUUGAAAGUAUUCUACAAGAAAAAAAAAAAAUUAAGCCGCAAAGAAAAUCCAAUGAAAAGAUUGAAUGAGCAGCACAUUAUCAAGGCCAUGAGGUAGUUCUUUCAACUGACAACUGGCAUGAUUAAUGUCAUGACAGUAACUUUGACAGAAGGUACAAUUCUUAAAUGGAUGACAUUCCCACUACAGCCUCACUUUGUCGUUAGUCUACAGUCUAGACUCAAACUUGGCAGUGGGAGGCGGACAUGGCAUCCUUUGGUGCAUCACCAAGUAUACACUGACAGCUCAUAGGUUGCUGUUGGUUUCAGUUUGCCUAAGGUAACGUGUGAACACAAACAGAAACUCAACUUGCGAUGGAUCGUAAUUAUUCACUGUCCAUGAGUCUAGACAAAAGGAGUUCCCCACAGUUCCACAGCAUGCCAGCUUUCACGCACUGAUGUUUCCUCACUCAGUCAUCUGGAACCUGAACAGGACAUUGAUCAUUCAGUAAAUUGACUUGUAUGUACUUGUUUUCUUUUCCGGUCUACUAACUACUCAAAGACACUUGUCACAUUAACCCAUUCACACAUUUAUACACUGAUGACAGCAGCUGCCACGCAAUGUACCAACUAAACACUGACACACCAACGUCACAGCCAUCAGGAGCAAUUUGUCAUAGACACAUGGUGAGCCGGGAAUUAAACCAGCAACCCUCAGACUCUACCAUCAAAGCCAAAACUGACAAAAUGUUUCAAAGACAGAACCUUUACUAUUUGAGUUCUAUUUAUUUCCAGCAUUAUUUUUAAUUCAUUGUGAACAGCGAAUUAACAUUUUUCUGAAUUGGCCUCAAUAAAUACAAAACUACAGUUUUUACAUGCAACUACAGAGCUCUUUGUUUAGCAGAUCUCAAUAUCCUUUAAGGAUUAUACAUUUAACUGACCCAGACAAUAUUUAGUGAGGUGGAAUUAAUUAUUAGGCUUACAGAAUUGACCAUAUUUUUAUUUUUGCAGAAUGAUUAGACCUGAAACAAGGUCCAUAGAUUAAUACAAAUAAAAUCUGCUCAUUUUUUGACUCACCGUUAUCUUCAACUUUACAAAUAGUAGUACACAUCCUGGGUUUUUUCUAAGAUUCUGGAACCAGUACCUCUGGCAACAACCACUAAACCACAUGCAAAGUCAUUUCAGACAUCUUGCCCAUUCAGAUUUUUAGUCAAACAAUAACUGAACCUGUUGACCUGGUCUGUAUAUUCUGAGUUGCAGCCAAGUAAUUCACUGUUGGAAGAAGCUUUCUGUUGGCAUUAACAAGCAGGUUAACCUGUGUGUGGGGCGGUGGCCACUGAGUCUGUGUAAGUCCUGAGGAAGGUGAUUGAUAAGUCAUUCAAAGUGCCAUGGUAAGAAAAAUAUGAUGUGGCCUUAGUGUGUGAGCUAGCAGUUACACAGCCCUCCUGGCCUUCAGCUGACAACAGAGACUGGGGUAAAGUACACUGGGCUCAGCUGUCUCUUGUAUCACGGUACAGUUUUUCUAUGGAGCAACUCACACAUACACAUACUCAGCAGCGUUUGCCCUUCAGGCAGAGAAUAAAGCACGUAUUAUAGAGAACAUCCAGCUCAGGAUGAGAUGGAAAGAGGGGUCGCAUUAAGAGGGAGGAUGUACACAUGGUGGUGUCAUUAUGGGCCUUCUGCAGUGUUUCCUUAUUGUUCUCUUCAAACUGCCCAUUUUAAUAUGCAUACAGUACCACUUUCCUGUUCAGUGAUAAGACUGGAAAUUUCCCAGCAGAUUGUCUGCUCAUGCUGACGUCACACAUAUACUUUACAGCAUGUUGAGUGAUAGAAGUUCCCACAUGCUAGUGUGCUACCAUGAAGUUAUAACACGCUAGCAGGAAAUACUCAGUACUAAGUAGCUGGCAAUUACAUGGAUGACCGCACAGCUAUAGCCUCAGAUUUCAUAUUCAGAUGUAGUAAACCAUCACACCGUUGACAGAAGUAUCAGUGAUGGUUUAUACGUCAACCAAUAAGAAACAAGAACUAUUUUUUGUUGUGCCUUUUUUCCAUGGCGAAGAUGAAAUUACGAAGGAUAAAAAUGACUCUGCUUAAUACAUUUGAUUCUACCUGUGUGAUUAUAUAUGAAAAUUAAAAUGGACUUGAACUUGGAAGUAUUUUCAUCAAAAUCUAAACUAGCUGACACCGACUUCAUCGUGUCAUGUUUUUUAUCAUUCAGUAUUAUUAUGGGUUGCAAUAUGAUGAAUGAUGAAAAAUGUAUUUGAGUCUCAUUUGUCUUAUCGCAACUUUAAACCUGCACUAAUAUUUUGAUAUUAUCAAUGCAUUAAAUAACUGGACUCUAUUCGACUUGACUGAACAUUUAAGUGUCUUUCAGCUCAUUGUUUUGGUUCACGUAUGUGUGAAACGUGUCCAGCCUUAGCCAACUGCUGUUUUCUGCCAAAAAUAUCUGACUGACCAACUUUGAAAAAGUGCAAGAUUAAUGUAUUGAACAUGAGGUGUAUCAUUCUUCAAGUUUUACAUCGAUUUAGAUAUAGAUGAACAUUCACACCAGAUGACUGUCCUUGUAGUUUACAAACCUAACAUUUUAAACCUCAGCAUUUUUGCUGUGUUAGUAAUAUAUGUUCUGAUGAAGGUCAAAAGGUUUGAGAUGUUAUUUUUUAAACAGAAAUUUUAAAAGAAAUUGUUCAUUUGACUUUUUGAGGCGCUGCAUGCUCCCAGCUCUCAUGUAAAUGUUAGCAUGGAGCCUUCUCUCACUUUUUUUUUAUUUUAUUUUUUUUUAUUACAGACUAUGGUUUUUAUCACAAAGUGGAAGAGCUAACCAACUUGACAAUUUUUAGUAACUAUCAAUAACCUCAAUUUGUUAUUGUGCAUACGUGUCAAAUAAAAUUAUCCUCAGUACAGUGCUUUGAGGUCUAGUUUGAUGGAUUACAAUAACCAAUAACUGUAUCAUGUCUGUAAUAACCAGUUAAAACCCUUAAAGUUAUAUUUCUGUGUAUAUGUAUAAAACCUGCUGUCACAUGUAAAUACGCUGUAUGCUAUUUGUAUUGUGCUCAGUGAAAGUUCCUGUCUCCAUUCUGCAUUAAACCGUGUAUG
Molecule: messenger RNA, 6105 nt
Organism: Larimichthys crocea (large yellow croaker)
Lineage: Eukaryota; Metazoa; Chordata; Actinopteri; Sciaenidae
Gene: bcas3
Product: BCAS3 microtubule associated cell migration factor
Exons: 24
Coding region: 139-2676 (845 amino acids)
Biological process (GO): response to starvation; autophagy
Cellular component (GO): cytoplasm
Molecular function (GO): protein binding
Source: RefSeq, a predicted model, not a curated record